Hepatospora eriocheir is the source of this 633-nucleotide messenger RNA. NCBI's taxonomy places the organism in Eukaryota, Fungi, Microsporidia, Hepatosporidae. The record is from the annotation of a GenBank genome assembly.
AUGAAUCAAUCAAACAAUUAUGUAUUUAAAAUUGUUAUAAUCGGAGAUACUAAUGUAGGAAAGACUAAAAUUAUAGAAAGAUUAACAAAGAAUAAAUUUACUGAAAGUAUAUCACCAACAAUAGGUGUUGAUUUUAGUACCAUGACAUUCAAAUUAGAUUCUGAUACAUGUAAAGCACAGAUUUGGGAUACGGCAGGCCAGGAAAGAUAUCAUGCUAUUAUCUACGCUUACUAUAGAGGUGCAGUUGGAGCAGUUGUAGUUUAUGAUAUAACAGAUACUAAAAGUUUCGAUAAUGUAUUUGAUGAAUGGUUAAAAAGUAUAAAAAAAGCAUGUGAUAGUAAUAUUUCUAUACUUCUUAUUGGUAACAAAUCAGAUCUUAAAAGUGAUAGGGAAAUUGAGACUGAUAAAGCUAAAUCUAUGGCAAUUUCAGAAGAGAUGGAGUUUUUUGAGACAUCGGCUAAAUCGGGUAAAAAUGUGUAUGAAGCAUUUCAAAAUUUCAUCUCUAAAAUAUACGAAAAAGAAAAGGUUAACAAUACUCUUAAAAAAAGAAAAGAAGUUAGAAGAGAAGACUUAAAGGGAAAACAGCUCUCCUUAGCUAAAUCUGAAGAAAAGAAAAAAUGGUGGUGUUUUUAA